ACGAGCAACAAAUUAAAAGUAAUGGACGCUAGCUCAAGCGCACUGCAUCCACCCUGUAUGGUGUUUUUUGAUUUAGAGACAACUGGCCUUGGUCCCUCGUGUGACAUCGUCCAGUUGGCCGCAGUGAGUGGAGAUCACACCUUCAACCUUUUCAUGGUUCCCCGUUGCCGGAUGCAGGCCGGUGCAUCCCGAGUUACAGGUUUCAGGGUGAGACGCCAACAUCUGUUUCUCCACCGCAGGCCAGUGCUCACCACCUCUCUCCGAGAAGCUCUGGUUUCCUUCAUAACGUUUCUCCAGAUGUUGGGUCACCCGCUCCUGCUGGGUCACAACAUACGCAGGUUUGACUGUCACGUUUUGGCCCGAGCUCUGGACGAGUUCAACCUGAGGACGGACUUCCAGAAAGGGGUCUCUGGAUUUGUCGACACCCUCCCUUUGGCCCGACAGCUUCUCAAAGACAGCGGACUUCAGAGCUUCAAGCAGGAGAACCUGGUUAAGACCCUUCUGGGUGUUGCUUAUGCAGCUCACAAUGCUCUAGAGGAUGUGCAAGCCCUACAGAAGCUCUACCAGGCCCUCAGGCCCACAGCCAAUCAGAUUCAACAGCACAUAUUUACUCUAGACUCAUUGGCCACUGCUACUGUCAAUCAAGCUCCAGUGAAACCAUCAGGACAGAGCAGUAAAGCAGUAGAGAUCACAGAAGACAAGAGACCACACAAACCAUCAUCUACGUCUUAGUAAAUGUCCAGCUGGUCUCCUUCAUUGAAAACAGUAUUUAUAAAACCCUUGAAGGACUUUUAUAACAAAAGACAAAGUCUAGUUUGAAUGUAAAGGGCACGUGAAUUCAUGUAUUUUUUUUCAUUUGCAAUAUUUUGUGUGGUUUUAACUGAAGAAUAUUUACAGUGUUGCCGUUCUGUAAAUAUUUAUUACAUGAUGUAUUUAAUGACAUGCCAUGGAGGGUAAAAUGAUUUGUGCAUUUUUUGCUUGCUUGAAUUAAACAAUUGUUUUGUGUUCUCUAUAGGUCAGAGAAGUAAUUUAAUGGAAAAUACGACUUUUGUUUUUCUUUUUUUUUUUUCUCCCAAUUUGGAAUGCCCAAUUCCCAAUGCGCUCUAAGUCCUCAUGGUGGCGUAGUGACUCGCCUCAAUCCGGUUGGCGGUGGAUGAAUCCCAGUUGCCUCCGCAUCUGAGACCGUCAAUCCACGCAUCUUAUCACGUGGCUUGUUGAGUGCAUUACCGUGGAGACGUAGUGCGUGUGGAGGCUCACGCCAUUCUCCGCGGCAUCCACGCACAACUCACCACGUGCCCCACUGAGAGCGAACUAUAUUAUAGCGACCACGAGGAGAUUACCCCAUUUGACUCUACCCUGCCUAGCAACCGGGCCAAUUUGGUUGCUUAGGAGACCUGACUGGAGUCACUCAGCACACACUGGAUCGAGCUCAUGACUCCAGAGGUGGUAGUCAGCGUCUUUACUCGCUGAGCUACCCAGGCCCCCUGAAAACAUGACUUUUAACGAAUAAGGUGCAAAUGAUCUCAUUACUUUUUAAAAGCAAUAAAGGUACGAAUGCCACAUUUUUCUAGAGUGAGAACUAUUAGGUAUGUUAGAUAAACUGUCACUAAUAUCGCCCCAAUAAAGCGACAUAAUUUUUACAUAACCUGUUGAAUUAAUAUUCAAUUAAUUAAAUAACAUGCAUUAAAUUGUCAAGAAUGUAAUCUUAAUCUGUGUCCCACAUUUUGUGUUUAACCCUUGUUACUACUUGAUUUUAGGGAUGGGCAUAAUCAAGUAAUUUUUAGUCGAGUACUCUAAGCCCCAAAAAACGAGUAAAAGAUUACUUGUAGAUUAAAAUGUUAAAAAUGUCAGGUAUGACAUGUACGUAAAAUUUAAAUUAUAAUUUUUUUGUUAAACGUUACCAUGAGCGUUUCAAAAUAAGCUAACUUCAACAAAUUUAGCAUUUAGUUUGGGAAAAAAAGGAAAUAACACAUGCAUUAAUUCAGUUCUCAUUUUAUUCAUUACAGUUCUCAAUGCAGUGAUGACUCAGUUGUAACUGCGAGAUUUGUUGAGAGAUUCAGAGGGAAAGUACAGUAUAAUUCAGCAUUGCCUAUGGAAGGCAAGUACGCAAAGGAAAAUUAAUUUGCGAUAUUACAGUAGAAUUUUUUCAUUAGUCGAUUAGUUGGUGCUUAACGAGUACUCGAUUAAUCGAUUACUUGUGCACAUCCCAACGUGAUUUCUUCCCCUAUAAUUAAAAAAAAUUAAUUAAUAUAAAAUUUUGAAAGCAUGGAAGAAAUUCUCUUUCCAUUUUCAACAUUUUUACAAACAACGUUGUGUUGAUUGCAUUCAGCUUAACCAUUAAAGCCUGUUAUGACAUUUUUUUUUUGUAAGAAAAAUGAUAUUUUUCUUUUAAUUUAUGGGGAAUAUAUGUUUGUAAAUAUAUGCAUCAAUAACAACAAACUAACAUUUGGUCAAAGACUCGCUAGGCCCUACCGAGGGAUUUAAUCAAAACACACAACCGUUACCGAUUCUAAUAUGCUUUUAUUUUGAAUGAUUAUUGCUGAAAAAUAUAAGAAAAUUACAAUAAUUAGAAUUUUGUAUUCAUACUUACAUUUAUCCCGAAUUUUGGUAACAGGGUUGCAAAAAUUACAAACCUCAUUUAUAAUAAAAAGAAAAUAAAGCAACAUUUUCAGAAGGGUAAGCUCCUAUCACUGACCCUUUAUUGAAAGACAAAUAUCUUUUGAGAAUUUCUCAAGCCUUAU
This is a messenger RNA of Myxocyprinus asiaticus (Chinese sucker), 2741 nucleotides long. RefSeq names its product maternal protein exuperantia-2-like. Gene Ontology annotation, cellular component: cytoplasm. Gene Ontology annotation, biological process: DNA catabolic process. The transcript has 2 exons. Bases 22 to 732 code for a protein of 236 amino acids. The record is from RefSeq and is a predicted model, not a curated record. Lineage: Eukaryota; Metazoa; Chordata; Actinopteri; Cypriniformes; Catostomidae. Gene Ontology annotation, molecular function: 3'-5'-DNA exonuclease activity; nucleic acid binding.